AUGGUGGUGGAUCCAAUGCGCACGUGGGGCACCCACUUUUCCUCGAUCUGGCAGAAGUUUUGGCUGCGAGUCUUCGGGCGCCCGUGGGAAAGCCUGCGCUCCUCGCCACCCCGGUGCCGCUGGAGCAAAGCCCCCGGCUAUUUCUUGCAGGGGCAUGCUGGGGAUGGCCGUCGUGAAAGUUUGCCAGCCGCGAAGGCCACCUGUGCUCAGUUGGAGGACGAGUGUGGUGGUGUCACUUGUAUGACACCUUUGGACCCAGAAGAGGAGGAAGCCUUGACCAUGGGACGAAUCCGGCACUCCUGCACCGAAUCUCCUGAAGGUGAAGUGAGUUAUCUCAAGUUUUGUGGACCUUUGGACCACGACUUCACGGAGAUUCCUGAGAUUCGUGACCUCCCCACAGCGGGGCUUAGCGCCACCUACCACGAGACGAAGGACGCGUUCCUGGCGGAGCAUCCGCCCGGCGAGGAGCAGAUCCGCGGACAGGACUGCCAUGGCUUUACCUGUGCUGCGCCAGUGGUUGCAGAGCCGUCCACGACGAAGCAAGGCUAUGCGGAACUGAUGGCUUCACAGCGCUGCACGUUGCGAAGGGGCGAAGAACUCUUUGAGAGUCCCAGUGGAGAGGUGUCCUUCGUCAAGGUCUAUCCCGCGGCGCCCGCGGCCGGCGUGGCGCAUGGGAAGGCGGACGCCAGUCAUGUUUUCCAGUUCUAUACCGGCAGCCAGGCGAUCGUCCGCAAGGAUCGGCUGCAGUGGUGGCCCCUGCAGGAGCUCAGGAUCUUUGGCGCUGAUGGCGUUUGGUGUUCCAACACCACUGGACUCUUCGAGGCCACUCGACCAGAGUUCUUUUGGCAUCUUGUUCCGUUCGUAGCGAUACCAGAUGUCUGA
This is a messenger RNA of Durusdinium trenchii, 882 nucleotides long. The record is from the annotation of a GenBank genome assembly. Lineage: Eukaryota; Dinophyceae; Suessiales; Symbiodiniaceae.